AGAGCGAGAUUUUUUUAGUUAACAAUUAAUAAACAAUUAGGCAUUUUUAAUCUUGCCAGCAUUUUUUAGUAAUUUUUUUUUAACAAAAUUCGCUUCGGUAAAACUAACAGGUUAGCAUUGUUGGAAGGAGUAUGAACUCGAACACUACCAAGUAAAUUUUACAGGCAGUUUAAUAUUUGGUUGCAUUUUGGCAUGUUUUGUACUGUUAAUGUUAUCGGAAUUAAUUCAUAAAUUAGUAAUUCGUCAAGGUACUCAUAUUGUCGUCGGACCGUCAGAAUGUGCUAGAAUAUUAGCUAUAGAAACGCUGGCAGGCAAAAGUCAUUGGAAUGUAAUGAACAGCGUGCUCCGAGUGCUAGUCGACCAUGGUCAUAAUGUCACUGUGUUCACUUCAUUCGUCGAGGGAGAUAGAGACAACUAUACUGAAAUCGACUUAUCUAAUGUAAUAUUACCAAUAAUUGAUUUAGAAUAUUCUAUCGUUCUUAAAAUUUUACAUCAAGUGUCAACAUACAUGCCUAUGAUCAUGGACGUGACAAGAUAUAACUGUUACGCCACUUAUACUCACAAACGAAUGCAAGACAUUUUGGCAAAGGGCAACGACACAGAAUUCGAUUUAGUCAUUACCGAACCAUUGGCAUCCGAGUGCGUCUCAUAUGUAGCAGCUAAGUUGAACAGACCUUUGAUAUAUAUCGUUCCAUCUACUCAAAUUACUUUUAUAGAAUGGGAGAUAUUUGGGUAUAUGUCGAAUCCUGCCGUCAAUUCUCACUUGAUGGCUGAUCAUGCUUUUCCUAAAACAUUUAUGCAAAGACUUGAAAACACUAUUCUUACACUAUACAGCUCAUACUUACUUAAACUUUCAGAGUAUCAAAUGAAAACUCAGUCCAAACAAUUUUAUGAUGAAAUAGAUCCUGCAAAAUGCUCUUUAAUUUUUUCCAACACGCAUUUGAUCAAUGAAUCACCUAGAUCUAAUUUUGCCAAUUUUAUACAAAUUGGUGGAAUACAUUUGCAAUCUCCUAAACUGUUACCAAAAGACGUGUUAGAAUUUAUUGAAGAUUCACCUCAUGGCGUUAUUUAUUUUUCUUUUGGAACGAUAAUAGCGAUGUCAAGUUUACCAAACAAUACAUUAAAUAUAUUUAAAGAAGUAUUAUCACAAAUACCGCAAAGAGUAUUGUGGAAAUAUGAAAGUGAAAUGAAAGAUAAACCAGUUAAUAUUAUGACCAAAACAUUUUUUCCACAAAGAGAUAUUCUUUUACAUCCCAAAGUAAAAUUGUUCAUUAGUCACGGUGGCAUAUCAGGAAUACACGAAACAGCUGAUGCUGGUGUUCCAGUAUUAGGGUUUCCUUUAUUUUUUGAUCAGUCAAAAAAUAUGGAAACCCUAGUAGAAGCAGGAAUGGCUAUUUCUAUGGAUUUUUUUACUAUGAAAAAACAAGAUUUAAAAGAUGCUAUAAUUAAAUUAAUUAACAAUUUAAAAGUUUAUACAACAAAUGAAAACUUUAAAAAGAUUCUGAGUAUUGAUAAAUGUACUAAUAACAUAAAAGCUCAAAAUUCUUAUAAAAUUCAAGCGGUGACAAAUAUAAUGUAUCAACUUUCCGUAUUAAAUGCUCUAUAUGACCCUCGAGCUAUGCACAUUGCUCUGAUAAAAAUUUUAAUUACACAUAGAUUUAUUACCAUGGCUGAUUUUAUGCAUUAUAAGGAUGAAUUUGUAAACUAUAUACAAACAGCAUUUCCCGGUGAAAUUUCAGAAACAAUGAAAUCUUCGUUUCAAAAAUUUUUAAUAAAUUAUGGAAAAGCAUUAAUUAGUCAUAAGAUGUUAUUGGAUAGAUUAGGCUACGAAAUCGAUGAAAAUUUUGUAAUCAAUGAAAAUAAACAUUUUAAAAUUGAUCCUCAAAAUGGUUUAAAAGCAGAGCUUUUCACUGACGAAAAUGACGAACUAGCCGAAACGAUUAACGAAGAAAAUAUUGAAAAAUACGAGCAAUGCUCUCAAAAUUAAAUCUAUAUAUAAAUAGAACUAAAAAAUGUAUUAAUCUUCAUGGUAAUUUUCUUUAAUCCACUGCGCACUGAUGGAUGUAUUCAUUGUAAAAUGAUAUAUAAAGUCUGUUACAUUAAAAAUUAUAGU
Molecule: messenger RNA, 2113 nt
Organism: Daktulosphaira vitifoliae (grape phylloxera)
Lineage: Eukaryota; Metazoa; Arthropoda; Insecta; Hemiptera; Phylloxeridae
Product: UDP-glucosyltransferase 2-like
Exons: 6
Coding region: 209-1987 (592 amino acids)
Molecular function (GO): UDP-glycosyltransferase activity
Source: RefSeq, a predicted model, not a curated record